Messenger RNA from Aspergillus homomorphus CBS 101889, 420 nucleotides. Its product is annotated as putative eukaryotic translation initiation factor eIF1a-like protein. NCBI's taxonomy places the organism in Eukaryota, Fungi, Ascomycota, Eurotiomycetes, Eurotiales, Aspergillaceae. Gene Ontology annotation, molecular function: RNA binding; translation initiation factor activity. Gene Ontology annotation, biological process: translational initiation. The coding region runs from base 1 to 420 and encodes 139 amino acids. The transcript has 2 exons. Gene Ontology annotation, cellular component: nucleus. The record is from RefSeq and is a predicted model, not a curated record.
AUGGGUCCCCCUCGGCGCAAGGUACUCGCUACGGCGGAAGAGACGAUGGUCCCUCCGGGUGAGCUCGCUCAGGGACAUCUGAUCACACGAGUCAUCAAAGCCACGGGUAACAACAUCUACCUGGUGGAGACGCCAUCCAAGGAGUCGGCUCUGGUCGAAUUGCCUUCGCGAUUCCGUUCGACCAUCUGGAUCAAGCGCGGAUCUUACGUGGUGAUCGACACCAAUGCUCUGGAGGGUCGUGACAAUAAGCUGAAGGGUGAGAUUGUCAACAUUGUGCGGGAUGAGAAGGCGUGGCGCAAGGCCCCGUUCUGGCCCAAGGAGUUCACUAAGCAAGUUGUUGCUGCGUCGGACGACGAAGAAUCAGAGGAGGAGUCUAAUGUGGGCAAAUUGCCGCCUUCGGAUGACGAGUCGGAUGCUUGA